Molecule: messenger RNA, 1553 nt
Organism: Cucurbitaria berberidis CBS 394.84
Lineage: Eukaryota; Fungi; Ascomycota; Dothideomycetes; Pleosporales; Cucurbitariaceae
Exons: 2
Coding region: 172-1278 (368 amino acids)
Source: RefSeq, a predicted model, not a curated record
GUGCCCGCGCAUUCAAUAUCUUACAGGUCCCGUGCGCCGCCUGUCUCCGCGCUCGCCAUCGCCUCCUCGUCGACUAUUUAUCGGCGAUUUGUUACCCGGGAAGCAUGUACAACUUGGACUCCAAUCGAUUCGGCCGGUAACACUGAGUCAAACGCGUAUUAGUCGCCCACCAUGAGUACCUUCAAAGACAUCAUGUCCAUAGUCGACCCUACAGCGCCGAAGACAACAUCAGCACCCAAGCAAGUCGCACCUGCCGGCGCCCCGAAGCCUGUGCCACGACCGGCUGGAGGAGCAAAUGGCGCAUCACAGGCUCCACAGCUGAAGCGUAAAGCAUCCGGUCCAGUUGAGAGCAGCCAGGUCAAGAUACAAAGGAAAGAGGGCAUUAGUCACCCAGCGCAGACGAAUGGUGCGGUUCGUUCUUCGUCGACGCCUGCCGCAGCGAGACCAAUAGCACCCACGCCUGUUUCGACCGUCCCGUACCGCGGAACUGCAGCGCCGGCAUCUGCAAAGACUACAAAUUUGACCGUGAGGAGGCCUCCUCCUUCGUCAUCCGCAUCAUCUGUACCACCCAAGGCUGCAGCGCCUGCCCCUAAACCGGCACUGGCAGCUACCGGCUCGACUGCAGCGUCGGCGACUGCGCCUAAGAAAGGAUAUCUAGCUCUACUUCAGAAAGCGAAAGAGAAGGAUGCAACGAAGCCCAUUGCCUCGCCAGCGAAGCAUGAACCAACAAAGAUCCUGUCAAGAAAGGAACGUUUGGCACUCAAGGCAGAAGCAAGUGCAGGCGCCAAGGGCAAGAAGCCAGGCAUAGGGCUGCCUUCGAGGCAUCUAAAUGCGAAGGUCGAUCCGUCGAAAGAGAAACGGAAACCAAUCGAAGUGGGUUAUCAAGGCACUGCACGGCCGACCAAGAAGCCUGUCGAGGUUGGAUACAGGGGAACCGCUCGACCAGCAAGUGCUCCCGCACCUUCAAGUAGGGACGGGAUAGCUGCAGCCAAGGCGAAAUCGAAGCAGGCCAAAGGACGUUUUGAUGGAUAUGCAGAUUGGGAUGAUCUCGAUGACAUGGACGAGGAGGACGAGGACGACUACGCAUCCGAUGCCUCCUCUGACAUGGAAGGCGGUGUAUGGGAUGUUGAACAGGAAGAGCAGAUGGCACUCAAGGUCGCAAAGAAGGAGGACGCUGAAGCACUAGCGGAGGAAAUGAGACUCAAGCGUGAGAAAGACGAACGAAAGCGGAAGUUGAUGGCCAUGUCGAAAGCAGCUGCCGCCAAAAAGAGGUACUGAGCACCAUGGUCAGGAGUUACGGUUUACGAUUUCAUGGCAUACCACACGGGCGUUUUAUCAGCAUUACUGCGACUGCAUAGCCUGGAGCUGGUUACACUUUGGAACUUUUUUUUCUGUCGCCAGGGCGCAUUCAUGAUUGUGUGCAUAUUGGAGCAACGAUCGAACCUUCACAGUAAGUGGUCACUAGAUGAGACUACGUAUAUUGUAUAUUGAACAACGCUGUUGGUGUUAAACCUUCAGUCCUAAGAAUCAUAAUGGUAUUUUACAUAUAGCUG